GCUGCGUCCGCGGCGCGGUGAAUAAUACGAGGCUGCUCUGCUGCUUCACCGAGCUGGAGGUACACCGCGAUGGCUGGUACUAAAAACGGCUUCGAGACGGCGACAAACGGGCCGAUAACGAGGGGUGACGAGAUCAGCGCGAGCUGAUAGACACGACCGUGCCUUCUCUGUAUCGUGCGAUCAACCUGCGAUUUCUAAAUUGAGCAUGAACUCAAAUUCUUCCACAGGAGACUGAGAAAGCCGCGGCUCGGUGGGCGCUUCGUGCGCUGAUAUGCGUGUCGUGAAGCGCUGAGGCUGAUCACGGGGCUUUCUUCGCUGUGGAGCAGAUCAUGUGGGUCUGGUGUUGCUUUAUUAGAAGAGAGACGCGUUUCGUGGCGCUGCAGGGCUGCGAUCAGUGCACGCUGAAGACGCGCUGAUGUGAUGAUCUGUGGAUUGCCUGCGCUCCCUCCUCGAUCCCAGCACCAAGGGCCACGACUCCAGCUGGAAUAAACCCCGCUUUGCUCACAUAGUCCAAUGGACAAUUGCUCAACGCUUCAGUUGCAGGGACUGGAGAUGACUACCAAGAGGAAGAUCAUCGGCCGCCUGGUGCCAUGCCGAUGCUUCCGGGGGGAGGAGGAGGUCAUCUCAGUGCUGGACUACUCUCACUGCAGCCUGCAGCAGGUACCCAAGGAGAUCUUCAGCUUCGAACGCACUCUGGAGGAGCUCUACCUGGAUGCCAACCAAAUCGAGGAGCUGCCUAAGCAACUCUUCAACUGUCAGGCCCUCCGGAAGCUGAGUAUUCCUGAUAAUGACCUCUCCAACCUGCCAGCCACCAUCGCUAGCCUUGUAAACCUGAAGGAAUUAGAUAUAAGUAAAAACGGCAUUCAAGAGUUUCCAGACAAUAUCAAGUGCUGUAAAUGUUUAUCAGUUGUAGAGGCCAGUGUAAAUCCCAUAACCAAACUCCCUGAUGGCUUCACCCAGCUCCUCAACCUGACACAGCUCUUCUUAAAUGACGCCUUUCUGGAGUACCUACCCGCCAACUUUGGGAGAUUGUCCAAAUUACGCAUCCUGGAACUUCGAGAGAAUCACCUGAAAACCAUGCCAAAGUCAAUUCACAGGCUGUCACAGCUGGAGCGAUUAGACUUGGGAAGCAAUGAAUUCACUGAACUGCCAGAAGUGUUGGAGCAGAUCCAUAACCUGAAAGAGCUGUGGUUGGACAACAAUUCAUUACAGACAAUACCAGGGUCUAUAGGGAAGCUGAGGCAGUUGCGGUAUCUGGACCUGUCUAAGAACAGGAUUGAGAGUCUCGAUGCAGAUAUCUCUGGGUGCGAGUCCCUCGAGGACCUCCUGCUCUCCUCCAACAUGCUGCAACAGCUGCCCGAUACGAUAGGAAUGCUGAAAAAGUUGACAACAUUAAAAGUUGAUGACAACCAGCUCACCUCACUGCCUAACACUAUUGGAAGUCCACGCGCCAAAUUAGGUUUAUCACUUUUAGAGGAGUUUGACUGCAGCUGUAAUGAACUGGAGUCCCUGCCCCCAACCAUUGGCUACUUGCACAGUCUCCGAACCUUUGCGGCUGAUGAGAACUUCCUGGCCGAGUUGCCCAGAGAGAUUGGAAACUGCAAGAAUGUGACAGUUAUGUCCUUGCGGUCCAACAAGCUGGAAUUUCUGCCUGAUGAAAUUGGGCAGAUGACAAAGCUACGUGUUCUCAAUCUGAGCGACAACAGGUUGAAGAAUCUUCCCUACACUUUCACUAAACUGAAAGAUCUUGCUGCACUCUGGUUAUCUGACAAUCAGUCCAAGGCCCUCAUCCCCCUCCAAACAGAGGCCCACCCUGAGACUAAGCAGAGGGUCCUCACCAACUACAUGUUCCCUCAGCAGCCUCGGCAUGAUGAGGAUUACCAGUCAGACAGCGACAGCUUCAACCCUGCUCUGUGGGAGGAGCAGAGACAGCAGAGGAUGACUGUCGCGUUCGACUUUGAGGACAAGAAGGAAGACGAGGACAACUCUGCAAAAGUCAAGGUCCCCCUGGCAAAUUUUGUUGAGAUUAAUCUGAAACGAUAUCCCACCCCUUACCCGGAGGACCUGAAGAACAUGGUUAAGUCAGUGCAGAACAUGGUGGGCAAAACCACUCACCCGCUCAGCUCUUCUGGCACCAACUCCUCUGGCACCAACAUGGAGCUCAUCAACAAAGACAAAUAUGAACCCAAGUGGCCCAUUGCACCUAAGGAGGUGACAGACAGAGAGGUUAAAGACUUCUCCAAGCCUCCGAUGCCAGAGCAAGCUGUCAUCAGGAACUCAGCCAUCGACAUCCCAAAGCGAAAGGACAAAGAGGAUCUAAAUGAGAGCUCUGAGAUUUCUUUACAUCGCGUCGUUCCCAAGCCUCAACAGCCAGAGAAUACGAGCCUGGCCGUAACUUCCUCUUCGUGUUUCUGCCUCAUAGAUUCCAUGGGAGGUUCACCUAAUGAUAUCCGAAUUUCUGACAUGAGGCCGACUCUGGUGGAGCCCCCUAUGUACAAGCCAAAGGUCGUACUGCUGGGAAAGGACAAAAAAGAAUCCACAGAUGACUCAGACCCAGACAAAAUGCACUGCUUGAACAACAGUGGAUCCUCUGCCACCUACUCCGACUACUCGCCCUCGCAGGGUUCCUCUGGGUCCUCUAACCCCCCUGGCAAUGUCAGUUCCCUCCAGAGUGCUGCCAAAGAGGGCCCAACGCAGACUCACUGGACUAACAGGCUGGCUCAGUCUUUCCCAAAGCCCAUAGAGAGCAAGCCCUUGCUCAGUCAGAGAGAGAUGCCCCCCUCCAGCACCCUGCAGCAGCGAGGCGAGAGGCGGCCACUCAGUGACACCUUCGACAGCUGGAAUGAUGCCCCCCACUAUGACAACACAGGGUUUGUAGCGGAGGAGACCCCCCUUGAGACUCCUAGUGGCAGCAGUGGAAACCCCAUGCUAGGCACGAAGCCUCGCAGCGCCUCAACUGCGCAUGGACGACGGCCUCUGAUGAGACAGGAACGCAUUAUGGGGGUCCCUUUGGAGCUGGAGCAGUCUCAACACACUUUCCGCAAUGUCCCUGACACUGAAGUGCCUCCUCCCCCAAACCCCUGGCAGAACUGGACGAGGACUCCCAGCCCUUUCGAGGACCGCACUGCUUUCCCCUCCAAGCUUGAACUCACCCCGGCAAACAGCCCCAACCCUGACCGCAAGGACUUUGAGCAGGAGAUGGGCGAACUACCUGGCACUUUCCCCUCUACAGGAGCCUGGGGCUUCCUGGACUCCAGAGACUCAGGGACAGCGCAAGGUCAGCCCAAUAUCUUCUCACAUGUUCAGGGUCGCAAAGAACCAAAUAAGGGCACCACCAUGGUCAUAAGCAAGAGCUCUGAGAGACUUUCACCAAUGAUGAAAGAGGUAAAGUCCAAAUUCAAGAAAUCUCAGAGCAUAGAUGAAAUUGAUAUUGGAUCCUACAAAGUGUACAGCAUUCCUUUGGACAGCUACAGCUCUAGCAUAGAGAAUCAAGGCAGUGUGGACAGAGCAGAUCUCCCAGGACCUCUAGAGCAGAGCAUGUCCAGGAGCCAGUCUGCUCCCAUGCUGGAUGAUGAUCUUGACGGCUUCAGCAUGAAUAAAAAUUCUCAGCAGAAACCUGCUAUCCCGAAGAAAGUUUACCAGUUUGACCAAAGCUUCAACCCUCAAGGAGCCAUGGACGUUGUGAAACCAGACAGGAGAGUGCCUCCACCAUUCCCAAACACCCCAGAAUAUGUGAAUCAACCAGGCAAGACACUGCCAAAGGAGCUUGUUAGCCCUCGAGGCUACCGCGGCUAUCAGCCAAUGGAGCAAAUGUUUUCGUUUUCUCAGCCAUCGGUCACUGAUGAUGCAAUUACUCCACAGUUUACUCAGCCCCAGCGCUCUCGUCCAGGCUUUCUGCGAAGAGCAGACUCCCUGGUAAGUUCAACAGAGAUGGCACUGUUCCGCAGGGUAGCGGAAGCCCAGGAACACCAAGUAGCGGAGCACUACAGCAGGCCUCAACAGCUCAAAGGCAUGCUAGAACAUCAGAACAGCCUGUCUAGCAUGGUGGACACUCAGUUCCACAAGAGGAACGGUAGGUAUGAAGAGGAAUACUCAUCUUAUCAAGAACCUAAAAAGCCCAUUAUGGGAUACCCCACCAAAAGUCUGACGCAACGGCGCCCUCUGUCUGCCCGGAGCUACAGCACAGAGACAUAUGGGGCAUCCCAGGCUCGCCCAGUAUCUGCACGGCCCACCAUGGCUGCCCUACUGGAGAAAAUGCCUUCAGAUUAUAAUCUUAGUACAUGCACUGAGAAGAGCCCUGACGCUGACACAAAGCUGAGACCUGUAUCCCAGAAACCAGAGGACCCGACCUCCAAAAUGCCAGUGGACUGGAGACAACAGCUCCUACGACACAUAGAGGCAAAAAGACUAGACCGGAGCGCUGUCCUUAAGCACAACACAGUAAACUUCGGCAUGCUGUACUCUGGAGGCUAUGCUGCACCGCAUGCCAGCAGAAGCAUGACAAUAAACUUUUACAAUAACACAAAGCAUGAAAACCAAACAACUCAGUGGCUACCUCUACCAAAUACACCUUCGCAACAGAGCAAUAUUUUAGAUAAUGGCCAAGAGGUGGUCUCUCCAACAACUCAGUGGGCCCCCUACUCACUGGGACGAAGAGAUGUACCACCAGAGAACCUGAAUAUCAUUAAAAAGGCUGCUAUCCAACACCCUCACCAACAGCAGGGCAUGAUGGUGACCUCAGCCUCGGCCACUCCACCCCACCGAACCGCCCGAGACCAGCAGUACGAGGGAGCCAUGAACAAGGUGUCCAUCCAGCAGUACCAGUCUCCUCUACCUAUGCCCAUCACGAGCACCAGUCCCAGGCCUCAGAGCGCCCGCUGCUUCAUCCAGACUAAAGGCCAGAAGAGCAUGGACGGCUAUCAGGAGCAGUUCUGUGUUCGGAUUGAGAAAAAUCCUGGCCUUGGUUUCAGCAUCUCAGGGGGAAUCAGUGGGCAGGGGAACCCGUUCAAGCCCUCGGACAUGGGUAUCUUUGUUACUAGGGUACAGCCUGAUGGACCCGCCUCCAAUGUUCUUCAACCGGGGGACAAAAUUCUGAAGAUCCACAGAGUUAGCUGAGGAACAGAUUUCUCCAAAGACCAGCUUCUCUCCACCUUCUCUCCUUUUACAGCAUGACCUCUUCUACCUGUGUGCAUCUCUCUGGUUCUUCUUCUCUUUCCCUGACAGUGUAUGUCUCUUUAUCCUCUCUGAGCUAGGCCUGUUCCCAGCCCUCCCGUGCCGCCCUGCCUCUCCCUGCCCCAGCUUGCUUCCCUCAGUGCCCUCUGUUCAUCCUCUGCUUCAUUCUUGCAUUGCAGGCCAAUGGACAUAGUUUUUUACACAUCGAACACGAAACGGCAGUGUCUCUUCUGAAGAGUUUCCCGAAAGCUGUGGACUUGGUCGUUUUAAGGGAGAGCACAAUGUAAAUAUUUUUAUAACACUGACUUCUUGCUCAAAAAAGGAAAAAAAACGGAACACAGGAACUUGUACAUCAUGUUUUUAUCUAGGAACAGUUUUGCCAAUUGCUGGACCAAUGGCAAAAUACUAGUGCCAAAUGUACAAUAGAGAACCUAAUCUAAUAAUGUGACAUAUGGCUUAUACGUAUACAUAUGUGCUGAAAUCUUACACUGGUGUGGUUGGAAUUCCUUUCUAUCUCUCAGCCUGUGGCUGUAGGUGGGUGCGUUUUUCUGCUUAUUUAUAUUGCCUAUUAUUUUGUACCUAUUUUUCCAAGCAGCUUUUCAUUUGAACCUUGGAGCAUGAAAGCACAUCCGCUUUUAAGGACAUUUCUUCAUCAUGACACUGCCUCAACUCUGUAAAUGCCUUGUGUAAAUAUAUACAUUUACUAGUAAAAUGUAACGUGGUUGGAGAGGAGAAUGUGAAUGAGAUGGUUUUCUGAUAUUAUUCCAAUUUUUUUUGUAAUAUUUAGAAAGAUUUCUUAUUUUACCCCUUCGCUUCAUUUCAACAAAUGUUUGAGACAUUUUAAUAAGCAGCCCUCUACUACCACAUUGGGUGUGGUGUUGGAUUGUGGCUCUCAAAAGAGUUUUGCACAAAUCAAACGGCAGACAAGAAUCCCAAGGCAGUAGAAGUCCUGCUAUUACUUUUCUGCAGCACCCUCUGUUGGUCAGUGUAGAGGUUAAUAAUACAGAGACAUUCCCUCCUCAGACAGGGUAAAACAGUGCACCAUUGAUAUGAACAUGAGCAUUUUCGUGUUUUUAUGAGUUUUAACCCGACAUGUAUCCACCAGGGGUAAAGGCCAUUCAUUUCACAGAUUUUUAGUCUGUAUGUUCAUUUCUUCGGUUAUAAAAGGGAUUUUCAUCUUUCUUUCAGUGCUUUGUUGAUGUUCUCCUGCUUUAAGGUUUUUUUUAAUCACUAUCUACUAUGAACAAAGGAAUUCCCAUCAUUACAUUAUAGAUAUCCACAGAGAGCUUUAAUGUUUAGAGCAUGCUUUCACUUUUUAAAGUUGUCUACUUAAGAAAGUUAUUAGGAGGCAUUGUGUUUUUUUAUUGAAUGUUUAGUUGCUUUACGUCACUUGGAGGUGUUAUUAUUAUUAUUUAUUUAUUUAUUUUUCUUUUCUUUCUUUCUUUUUUUUUUGGAAAAUUUAAUAAUCAGCGCAGACUCCACCUGGAAAGAAAUCAUUGUGAUAAAUGGUACCACAGUGUACCAUAACAAAUAUAUUGCCUGUAUGCCCUGGGCAUGUCCAAAAUAAUGUAUACAAAUGUAGCAUUCGGUGGUUUUGAGCAAAACUAAGACUGAGAGCCCCCCACCUCGCCCCCAUCCCCACCCCCACCCCCAACCCCAACCAUGUUUUACUUCAAAAAGAAAUUUAGUUAUAUAACAAGCUGAAGUUUGGAUGACAACUAAUUGAUAAAAUACUAUUGUGACAGAGCAUUUGAUAAUAUGAUUAUUUUUACUAAAUGUUUUCAGUAAUUAUUUCUAAUAUAUUGAUAUACUUAGCUUUGCUCAAAUUGUGAGAUUUUAUAAAGAUACAAAAACUGUAUGGAAAAGAGUAUUUAGAACACGAGAGAACACUAGAAGCAAACUUAAAAACUAUUUCUACAGUAAUUGUGAAUUUGUGUCAAACAUAUAUGUAUAUGGAUAUACAGAUGGUCAUUUUUGUAUGUGUUUAAAAUCCUAUUGAAUAUAAAAUCCAAUAUAUGGUACUAUUCAGUCUAAUUGCAGUAUUGAUGUACAUAAUUGUGAAUGAAAACAUUUAAAUAAUUUAUUCCUAUAGAUUGUGAAUGUACUCAAAGCUUUCUGCAGUAUGAAGACUUACUGGACUUGAAUGCUGUUUCAUUUUUUUGUGCAAAAAGUAAUUAUAUAUAGAAUAAUACAAUUAUUCCGUUUAGUUAAACAGAUUAAGUGACAAUUUAUCACACAAUUUAUUUGCACACGCAAGUUUACUUCUUCCUAUUAUUUUUUUUUUCUGAAUUAACACUAUGUAAUUGAUGAAAUAUAUAUUCUGUGUCUAGAAUGCAUUUUGCAGAUGCUAUCUGUACAUAUUUAAGAUAAAUUUUAAUAAUAAAAAAGCAAAAUAUAAAAAAUUUCAAAGCUGUGCAGCAAAUAACGGAGCCAUUUUCGGCUUUGAGAGUACAGAUUUUUUUCAGUAUUUAAGAGGUGUUUUGAAUAAUGUAUGAAAGUCUUUAUUGUACAAAUAAAAAGUCACUAUUGUUAC
Messenger RNA from Pygocentrus nattereri (red-bellied piranha), 7705 nucleotides. It is a transcript of the gene lrrc7, whose product is annotated as leucine rich repeat containing 7. The coding region runs from base 514 to 5115 and encodes 1533 amino acids. The transcript is spliced from 28 exons. Gene Ontology annotation, molecular function: protein binding. Gene Ontology annotation, cellular component: postsynaptic membrane; postsynaptic density; adherens junction. The record is from RefSeq and is a predicted model, not a curated record. Gene Ontology annotation, biological process: neurotransmitter receptor transport, endosome to postsynaptic membrane; neurotransmitter receptor transport postsynaptic membrane to endosome. Lineage: Eukaryota; Metazoa; Chordata; Actinopteri; Characiformes; Serrasalmidae.